Messenger RNA from Aureococcus anophagefferens, 2211 nucleotides. RefSeq lists its product as hypothetical. The record is from RefSeq and is a predicted model, not a curated record. The transcript is spliced from 5 exons. Gene Ontology annotation, molecular function: DNA endonuclease activity; 3'-5'-DNA exonuclease activity; manganese ion binding. Gene Ontology annotation, cellular component: Mre11 complex; nucleus. The coding region runs from base 27 to 2129 and encodes 700 amino acids. Lineage: Eukaryota; Pelagophyceae; Pelagomonadales; Pelagomonadaceae. Gene Ontology annotation, biological process: mitochondrial double-strand break repair via homologous recombination; telomere maintenance; double-strand break repair via nonhomologous end joining.
ACACACCCCGCCUCUUCGUGCAAGACAUGGACGGGGACACAUUCACGAUCAUGCUGGCCGCGGACAGCCAUCUUGGCUACCUCGACCGCGACCCCGUGCGCGGGGGCGACUCCUUCGCCGCCUUCGAGGAGGUGCUCCUCCUGUCCCAGGAGCGCGGCGCGGACUGCCUCCUCCACGCCGGGGACCUGUUCCACGACAACAAGCCGAGCCGGCGCGCGCUGCACAAGGCGAUGGCUCUCCUCCGGCGCUACGCGCUGGGCGACGCGCCCGUCGCGUUCCAGGUCCUCAGCGACCAGGCCGCGAACUUCGCGGCCGGGCGCGUCAACUUCGAGGACCCGCACGCGGCCGUCGCGCUGCCGGUCUUCGCCGUCCACGGGAACCACGACGACCCGACGCGCGACGGCGGCGUCGACGCGCUCGCCGCGCUCGACGUCCUCUCGGUCGCGGGACUCGUCAACUACUUCGGCCGCUGCGACCGCGCCGACGCCGUCGAGCUCCACCCCGUGCUCCUGCGCAAGGGCUCCACGCGCGUCGCGCUCUACGGCCUGGGCAACGUCCGCGACGAGCGCCUGAACCGCCUCUGGCAGCAGAAGCGCGUGUCGUUCCUCCGGCCCGCGGCGGAGGACGGCGCGACGUACUUCUCCGUCCUCGUGCUCCACCAGAACCGCGACGCGGGCCGCGGCCGCAACGCGUGCGUCCACGAGUCGAUGAUCCCCGAGUGGUUCGACCUCGUCGUCUGGGGCCACGAGCACGAGUGCCUCGUCGAGCCGCGCGAGUCGGCCGUCGGCACGUUCCGCGUCACGCAGCCCGGGUCCGGCGUCGCGACGGCGCUCAGCGAGCGCGCGCGCGGCGAUCUGGGCGAUUCGAGGCCACUCGGGGACUCCGACCCGCGCGCGUCGCGGGCGACCCACUGCGGCCUGCUCCAGAUCCGCGGCGACGAGUUCCGCCUCGAGCCCCUGCGCCUCACGUGCGCGCGGCCGUUCGCCGCCGGCGACGUCGCGCUCGCGGACCUGCCGGCGCUCGCGGGCGGCGCCGCCGCCGGCGGCGGCGACGCCGCCGUCGCGGACGCGCUCGCCGCCGAGGUCGCGGCGCUCGUCGCGGCCGCGCGCGCGGCCGCGCCGCCGCCGCGGUUCCCGCGCAUGACGUGCCCCCUCGCGGCGCCGGACCGCGUCCUCGCGCGGCUCCGCGUCGACCGGACCGGGUUCGGCGACGUCCGCGCCGCGCGGCUCGGCGCGCGCUUCGUCGGCGACGUCGCGAACCCGGGCACGGUGCUCCACGUCGCGCGCGCCGCCGGCGGCGGCGGCGGCGGCCGCGCGCGCGCCGCCGCGCCCGCGCCGCGGCCCGUCGAGGACGGCGAGCUCGACGCGGUCCAGAUCGAGGACCUCGUCCAGGGCCACCUCGACGCGGACGAGUCGAAGCUCCAGGUCCCGCCCGAGGACAAGAUGAACCGAGCCCUCGAGGACUUUGUGCGCAAGGCCGACGGCGCGUUCGCGGAACUCGUCGAGCAGGAGCUCGCGCGGACGCAGAAGGCGCUCGCGCGCGCCGGCGGGCCCUUCGCCGACGAGGCCGCGGUCCGCGACGCCGCGCGCGGCGCCGCGCCCCGCGGCCGCGGCGGCGGCCGCGCCGCGGCCGCGGCGGACGACGGCGGCGGCGCCCCGGGCGAGCCGCCGGCGCGCGCCGCGCCGCCGAGGCGCGCCCGGGGCGCGCCCGCGCCGCCCGCCGCCGCCGACGAGGACGAGGACGGCGGCGAGGAGGACGAGGACGAGGACGAGGCGGCGGCGGAGGCACCGCCCAAGAAGAGAGCGCGCGCCGCGCCGCCGAGGCGCGCCCGCGGCGCGCGGGCGGCGUCCUACGUCGUCGACGACGACGACGACGACGACGACGACGACGACGACGACGACGACGACGACGGCGAGGACGACGACGGCGACGACGACGAGUCUCCACCCGCGGCGCCGCCGCCGAAGCGCCGCGGCGUCGCGAAGCGCGCCCCGGCCAAGAAGAAGGCAAAGGCGCCCGUCAAGCGCAAGGCCGCGCCGGCGGCGCGGUCCCUACCCUGGGGAAGCGACGCCGGGAAAGGCUCGGCGAAGGACGCGCCCAUCGACGUCGACAUGGAAGGCUGGGAAUGAUGAGCGGAUGACAGGAGUCAUGUAGAGAAUAGUCACCGGCAAGCUAGAAUUUCCCGCGAUCCAGCUAGUCUGAGCUGCUUGU